AUGGUCCUCGAAACAAUAUAUAUCGCAAGACACGGAUUCCGCUCUAAUUGGCUCCCAGGACCAGUUCCAGAGCCGCCAACUGGUAUCAACAGUGAUAAUGUUCUUGCACCACAUGGUCUCGAUCAAGCUAAGGAACUAGCUAUCCAUGUAUCAAGUCUUGAAAAAAAACCAGAAGCUCUCUUCUCGUCUCCUUUCUACCGCUGUCUUCAAACUUCGACCCCAAUAGCUGAUGCGCUUGGCCUUGAGAUUUUGGUGGAAAAUGGUAUUGGGGAAUGGUAUAAACCUGAUCGUGGAAUUAUCCCUGAGCCAGCUUCACUCGAGCUUUUACUCAAAUUCUUCGAUAACAUCAACACCGAAUGGUCCUCAUUGAUCACCGCCUCAAAUAAAGGGGAAACCGAAGGGGAAAUCUUCGCUCGUACUCAACAAUUCUGGAAACGUUUUUUCCCAAAAUUUGAAGCUGAAUUCCCAAAAAUUAAAUCCAUCAUGUUUGUGUGUCAUGCUGCCACCAAAAUUGCUUUGGGAAUGUCCCUCAUGGGAUAUUCUGGUGUUAGAGACCAGAUAAAUUUCAAGGGUGAAAAGUACUUACGUUCUGGUGCUUGCUCUUUGGAUACCUAUACUCGUGAUUCUGCUGAAGGAAAAUGGGAAAUUGAAGUCAAUGGAGAUACUUCGUUCUUAAGCCAAGGCGAAGAAAUGAGUUGGCAUUUCAUUGACAAAGUAGAGGCAGGGUCAGAUGAAGACAUUAAAUUGAGAAGGGAAGCAGCUGAAAAGGCUGCUCAUGAGAAAGAUUCAGCUUCUGUGGAUCAAGUAUCUCAGGAGGAAGAAAUCGAAGAUUUCUAUGUUACAAUUGAUGUCCCAACAGCUGAGCUUCGAGCCAGUAUCUCGUCCAGCCAGGUACCUAGUCAUCCAUCACAGGUGCAUCAGAAUUUUUCACUAUAUCAUGCUCCAUCCAAUCGUGAGACUUUCAAAAAAUACGUAUAUGAAGGAGAAGCCGGGUCCUCUAAUAAUAACCCACUUAUCACUGCGACAGCUUCUGCAUCACAGUACACUCCAACAUCAAAAAUGCAAAUUACCGGUAUUGGGACUGGAAAGCCACUCGCAAAAAUCGAUAAUUUCCUUUUUCAAGGUGACUGGAAACAGCUCGUUGGCACGGAGCUUGUAUUUUCGGAAAAGGGAGAAGUCAUUGCUAAAGUUAAUAAUCAUAUAGAAUUGAUAAGAGGUGAAUUGAUUACGAGCGAGCAAUUCGAAGCCAGAAAACACGAUGCUUUGGCUGGUAUGAGUUUAUAUCGCAGAGCUUUAACCAUAGCGAGAGAGCGUGAAGGGGUAGCAGAGCCUGGGAUUCAAAUACAAGGUGAGCAGACAGGAGAACAAGAAGGAGAAGGAGAAGGAGAAGGAGAAGAGGGGGAGGAAGGUGAGAAUGCCGAAGAAAAAGGUGAAAUUAAUAUGAACGACGAGGAUAUUGAAAUGACCCAAGAUUAG
Molecule: messenger RNA, 1476 nt
Organism: Saccharomycopsis crataegensis
Lineage: Eukaryota; Fungi; Ascomycota; Saccharomycetes; Ascoideales; Saccharomycopsidaceae
Product: transcription factor TFIIIC subunit
Exons: 4
Coding region: 1-1476 (491 amino acids)
Source: RefSeq, a predicted model, not a curated record